Trypanosoma theileri is the source of this 681-nucleotide messenger RNA. RefSeq lists its product as uncharacterized. The record is from RefSeq and is a predicted model, not a curated record. The transcript has a single exon. Lineage: Eukaryota; Euglenozoa; Kinetoplastea; Trypanosomatida; Trypanosomatidae. The annotation marks the transcript as partial.
UCUGGUGGUCAUGGUUCUUCUUCUGAUUCUCUCUCUGAAACUGGGGUUCAUGGAGCUGGUAUCAUUUCUGGUGUUCAACCCCAACAACCUCCUUUACCUCCUACCCUUCCUCUUCAGCAAUCUGCGCCUGGUGCCACUUGCACUCCGAAUUCUUCUAAUCUUCCUUGUGCAAAUGCACCAGAGGAACUGACUCCAACUAAACCAAGAAUAUCUACUCCUGAAGAGGCUGGACAUGGUGCUUCUCUUGAAGCGCCUUCUAAUAAAGAUGGUCAUCUUGCUGCUGAUGCGAUUGGUUCUGGUUCUGGUACUGAUGAUACCUCUUCUUCUAAUCAUUCUACUGCAUCUCCUCCACCUGCUGCUUCUACUCCUGCUAGUGACCCUCAACCUCGAAACAGCGACAACCGUGCAUCCAGUGCAUCAGAUAACCAGGGAAGUGCGGGAACACAACAUUCUUCUUCUUCUACCACCAGCAGUUCAGAGAAAGUGAGUUCCGGUAGUUCUGAAGCCACAAUAGCUGGGAAUGGCACUACUUCUGCAGAAAAUGGUUCAACAAGUACCCAAGAAGGAAAUGUGGGCAAUACAGAUACAACCACCACCACAACAACAACAACAACAACAACAACACUUCCUCCUGAACUCACAAACAACAAGAAGGGUGAUGCAGACAGCAGCAGCAGUAUC